AUUCGCGUGCACCGCUCUACUUGAACCUUGUGUGUUCGCGUGUCUUCUUGUGAUAAUGCCUCCAAGCCAAUAUCAUAAGCCGGAAACUGCGUUGACAAAAGCGAGAGAACUUAUAAAAUGUGAUAAAAAAUCUAACGCUUUGGAAAUUCUUUAUGAAGUGAUGCGGGUUAGACGAACUAAACAAUGGCAAAAAGUCUUGGAAGAAUUAAUGAUGCUGUUUGUUGAACUUUGUGUAGAACUCCGUAAGAACAUCCACUUCAGAAAAGCAAUUUAUACGUACAAAAAUAUGAGUGUUUUGGAAAACACUGUUUCACUUGAACAAGUUAUUCGUUCUUACCUGAAUCAGAUAAAGGGUAAAACUGAAGAAGCUCAAGAAGUGUCAAAGAGUGCUAUUAUGGAAAUUGAAGAUUUGGAUGUUCUGGAAACUCCAGAAAGUCUCAUGCUAAAUGCAGUUAGUAUGGAGGGUACUCAAGAUCGAUCUGCUAGAACAAUUCUGAUGCCAUGGUUGAAAUUUCUCUGGGAUUCCUAUCGUUUGGUGCUAGAUUUGUUACGUAGCAAUUCUAAGUUAGAAAAGCUGUAUCAUGAAGUAGCUCAUGAUGCUUAUAACUUCUGUUUGAAGUUUGGUCGGAAGACUGAAUUCAAAAAGCUGUGUGAACUGAUUCGACAACAUACUCAGAAGGUCCAGAAUCAGUUACAACCUAAUGCACUUAAUGCUAUAAAUUUGAAUAAUGCCGAAACACAGACAUUACAUUUAGAGACUAGAUUACGACAGUUGGAUUGUGCCAUGGAACUAGAUAUGUAUAACGAAGCUUUUAAAACCGUUGAAGAUAUUUGGAGUUUUAUGAUGAUUUCACGAAUACAUGCUAUGCCUUCGUUAAUGACCAAUUAUUACUCAAAAACAGCGGAACUUUUUCGACGAUGCGGUUGUCAUUUAUAUCACGCAGCUGCUUUACACAAACUUUACACGUUAUAUCGUGAUCAGAAAAAGAAUAUAACUCGUGAAGAACUAUCUGAUCUUGGAUCUCGUGUACUUUGUGCAACUGUCGCCAUUCCUUUGCCGAAUGCGAAACUUAAUGCCGACAAAUUCUUAUCUGGGGAGUACACUAUUAUGAAGCAAAAAACACUUGCUGGACUUUUGGGUCUCAUUCAAGUACCAACUCGUCAAAGUUUAAUACGUGAUCUUGUUCGUCAUAAAGUGCACACUGUUGUCCCAUCAAAUCUAGCCAAGUUGUACCAAGUUUUAGAAGCGGACUUUCAACCUUUGAAACUUUGGGAACUUGUUCAACCAGCACUUGCCCAUAUAACCACUCGUUCAGAUCUUCAAGUGUACAUUACUCAACUGCACGAUGUUAUCGUAGCAAAAACACUUCUGCAAUUAUCUCAAGUCUAUCAAAGCUUGAAUUUUGACGAAUUUGUCAAAUUAUGCCCAUUCAUGGAGCCUAUUCGACUUGAAAGAAUUGUACUUGAGUUAAUUCAUAAUUUGGAACUACCUAUACGUGUCAAUCAUUUGCAACAAGCUAUUUUCUUCGAUAAAUUUACAGAUCUGGGAAUAAGUCAAUGUGAAUAUGGUGGACAGUUAGUAUCACAGUCAACCCAUGUAAAUGAUCCCGAUAAAUUGUCUCGUCAAUUAACAAUGUUUGCUCAAGUGAUGCAACAGAUAACUGAUAUUCUAGAAGUUGGUCAAUCCUUAGCUAAUUGUCGACGUGCACUUGUUCACGAUUAUCGAAAGAAUGAAAAAGUCUUACGUAGUGAAUUGCUUAAUCGACGUUGUUUAAUCGAAGCCCGGAAGGAAGAAAUUGAAACGUAUCAGGUUAAACGAGACCAGUAUUACAGCAUUGUUGAAGCAAGACGUCAAGCAGAACAAGAACGUCUAUUAAAAGCGGAAGAAACUAAUUUGGCCAAUGAAGCUAUACAACGUGAACGUAUGAAAACUGAAGAUGAAAAAGCUCGUCUAAAAUUACGAAUGGCACGUACUAGUUUGAAAAUGUUUUUAGAUUUAAAAAUUGAUACAAAACUUGAUUUAAAAGAGUUAACAGAAGAACAACUUGAAAACUUUGAUGCAGAUAAACUUAUUAACAAACAAAAACAAGAGGUGAAGAAAAAGCGAAAAGAAUUAGCAGAGAAGGCUAAAACAAUGGCGAAGAAGUUGGACUAUUAUACACGUGCUUGUCGUAUUGAAGAAAUCCCAUUGUUACAGGCAAAUAUUGAACCGGAAGCUAUUGAAUCUCGUGAAUUAUUUGAGCAGAGUGUCAGAGAAAUUGAAGAGCAUUCAAAAGCUGAGCAUGCACGACAAUUGAAAGAACGUAAUCGACUGAUUCGAAUGAAAUCAGAUGUUCAGCGUCUUGUUGGUCAAUUAAAAGAAGCUCGUGAUAAUCGGUAUAGAGCUAAAUUGGCAGAAUGGGAGGCUCUGUGUGAUCAAACACGAUCAGAAAGAUUGGCUGAAAGAAGAGCUAAACAUGAGGCUGAAUUAGAAGCUGAGGCACGUCGUCGAGCUGCACAAGAAGCAAUAGAACGUGAAGAACAGAAAAAACGUGAACUAGCUGCAGAAGCUGAACGUCAGAAACGAGAACAAGAAGCUAAAGAAGCGGCAGAACGUGAAGCUGCUCGACUUGAGGAAGAGUCCAAGUCAUGGACACGUGGAGAUAUUAAAAAAGAUGAACCUGUAUCGGCUAAUCCUUUUGCUCGACAUCGUCAAUCUGAAAUAAGUAAUGCUUCUGGUAACGCGUUUCGUGACUUUCGACGUGAUGACACUUCGAGAUAUUCAGAUUUUGGUCGGUUAUCGGGAAGUAAACGAGUUGGUUUCGAUAAUACACCAAACACCCGCAGUGAUCCUUCCAAAGAUAUUUGGAGUCGAAGUGGACCACGAAGAACUGUUCCUUCUGAAUUUGAUUCACUAUAUGAAGAUGACUCUGGUAACGCUGGUGGUUGGACUCAGGUUGGAUCACGUAGAGACUCAAAAAUCCGGAUAUGGAGACUGGUAGUUCAACUCCAUGGCGUAGAGAAGGUCCAAAUGCUGCAGGUGGCAAAUCACAAGUAUUUGAGGAAAUGAGAGGUGGUAAUGUGAAACGACCUUUCGGUAGCUCAGGAUUCCCUUCACGAAUUUCUAGUGGAUUAUCUGACGACAGAAAGUAUUGAUCAAACCAAACUUACUAUUUCACUCGUUUAUUCAGCUAUUUCUCACUUAUAUCCCCAUUCUGUUUUUGUUGUUUACUACUGUAUAAGUUAUUACAUUGAUUAAUAUUAAGUUAAACAAGGUGUAUAUCUUCCGGCUUAUGAAGAGAGAAUAUUUUUGCACAGGUUUGUAUGACAAUAUAUAUUUGCUUAGUUAUUAUUUUUCAUUUGUAUGCAGCAUAUAACUUCAGUACUCAUUAAGUUUAGUCUAAACAAGGAUAUUUGGAUUUGACAAUGUUAUUGUGUACACGUCUGUCUCUCUCUCUCUCUUUCAUUUAUAUCCCCCCCCAAUAAUAAUGUUCAUCGCACAAAUACAAUUGAUGAUUAGUCUAAAUGAUGUAUUUGUGAAUUAUGAAAACAAAAUAAAUCUGUUUUUCGGUGAUCGAACUAUGUUCUUUGUCAUCAUUGUUUAUUAUACCUUUGGUACAUUGGGAUUAUAUAAUAAGAACAAGCAUUUGUUCUAGGAGAUGGUAAUAUCUAGUGUUUUCAGUAUACUGUCAGUUCUUAGUGGAAUUUAAUAUAUGUAUCUAAGAUAGCCGUAAUUGGUUUUGUUUUCUAACCUUUAAUUCAUUCACAAAGUUAUGUUCAUAUGACGAAAAAAGGCUGUAUAACAUUCGGAUUUGUUAGUUUAUCACUACUUCUUACAUCGCGUCUGAAGGCGCAUAGAUACAUGUCAGGAAUAAAUGUCAUUAUUUGCCAAAAAAAUGUGGUAAGGAUUACUGCCCAAUUUUUUAGAAAUGGAUAAAAUAUGAGCAGAUUAUAAUAUACAAUAGAAUGACCAUAUGAUUACAUCUGCUUGAAGUUUAAUCUAACCAACGUUUUAAAGUGCAUUAAUUCAGGCAAAAUUAUAAGCUUCAUAUGUGUCCCAUAUCAGUUGAUGAGGUGAUGAAUCU
Messenger RNA from Schistosoma rodhaini, 4064 nucleotides. Lineage: Eukaryota; Metazoa; Platyhelminthes; Trematoda; Strigeidida; Schistosomatidae. The record is from the annotation of a GenBank genome assembly.